Messenger RNA from Loxodonta africana (African savanna elephant), 1202 nucleotides. RefSeq names its product visual system homeobox 2 (gene VSX2). Gene Ontology annotation, cellular component: nucleus. The record is from RefSeq and is a predicted model, not a curated record. Bases 1 to 1083 code for a protein of 360 amino acids. Gene Ontology annotation, molecular function: DNA-binding transcription factor activity, RNA polymerase II-specific; sequence-specific double-stranded DNA binding. Gene Ontology annotation, biological process: regulation of transcription by RNA polymerase II. Lineage: Eukaryota; Metazoa; Chordata; Mammalia; Proboscidea; Elephantidae. The transcript has 5 exons.
AUGACGGGAAAAGCAGGGGAAGCGCUGAGCAAGCCCAAAGCCGAGACAGUGGCCAAGGGUACCUCGGGGGGCGCCCCGGCCAGGUGCACCGGUUUCGGCAUCCAGGAGAUCCUGGGCUUAAACAAGGAGCCUCCCAGCUGUCACCAGCGGGCCCCGCUCGACGGCCUGGCUCCCGGGCACUUGCUGGCGGCGCGCUCUGUGCUCAGCCCUGCAGGAGUGGGCGGCAUGGGGCUGCUGGGGCCCGGGGGACUCCCUGGCUUCUACGCGCAGCCCACUUUCCUGGAAGUGCUGUCUGACCCGCAAAGCGUCCAUUUGCAGCCGCUGGGCAGAGCUUCUGGGCCGCUGGACACCAGCCAGACGGCCAGCUCGGAUUCUGAAGAUGUUUCCUCCAGCGACCGAAAAAUGUCCAAGUCGGCUUUAAACCAGACCAAAAAGCGGAAGAAGCGGAGACACAGGACAAUCUUUACCUCCUACCAGCUAGAGGAGCUGGAGAAGGCAUUCAACGAGGCCCACUACCCAGAUGUCUAUGCCCGGGAGAUGCUAGCCAUGAAAACGGAGCUGCCAGAGGACAGGAUACAGGUCUGGUUCCAGAACCGCAGAGCCAAGUGGAGGAAGAGGGAGAAGUGCUGGGGCCGUAGCAGUGUCAUGGCGGAGUAUGGGCUCUACGGUGCCAUGGUGAGGCACUCCAUCCCCCUACCAGAGUCCAUCCUUAAGUCUGCCAAGGAUGGCAUCAUGGACUCCUGUGCCCCAUGGCUACUGGGGAUGCACAAAAAGUCGCUGGAGGCAGCAGCUGAGUCGGGGAGGAAGCCCGAGGUGGAGCGCCAGGCCCUGCCCAAGCUCGACAAGAUGGAGCAGGAGGAGCGGGGCCCCGACCCUCAGGUGGCCAUCUCCCAGGAGGAACUGAGGGAGAACAGCAUUGCGGCACUCCGAGCCAAAGCUCAGGAGCACAGCACCAAAGUGCUGGGGACUGUGUCUGGGCCAGACAGCCUGGGCCGGAAUGCCGAGAAGCCUGAAGAGGAGGUGGCCAUGGAAGACAGGCCCAUGGAAAAGCUGAGUCCACCACAGCUCGAGGACAUGGCUUAGGUCAAGAGGCACUCAGACUCAGAGGCCCAGGACCCUGUUCUUCUUGGGGCCUAGGGUGCUGGGAGGUAUUCUCCAGGGCAGGGUCCAGGCCUGGUCUCUGCCGCCCUCCCCUAGCCCCA